Messenger RNA from Penaeus vannamei (Pacific white shrimp), 3131 nucleotides. Its product is annotated as SET domain-containing protein SmydA-8. NCBI's taxonomy places the organism in Eukaryota, Metazoa, Arthropoda, Malacostraca, Decapoda, Penaeidae. The record is from RefSeq and is a predicted model, not a curated record. Gene Ontology annotation, molecular function: protein binding.
GCUUGAGGUCGGAUCAGUUCCUCGUUGGAUCCCAGGUCGAACGUGUAAUGCACGCUCGACGGUGAAGAGACGAAGCAAGCCAAGAACACAAGAAGCAAAGGAAAAAAGAGCACAACAUCGAAGGGAAGAUAAAGAAGAAUAAGAAAUCGAAGAUCCAAAAAGAAGAGAGAAGAAAUCGCAAGGCCCAAAAGAAGAGAAUAGAAGAAUAUACAUCAAGAAAAGGGGAAACAGAAGAAUAGACCAAGAUAAAAGAUAGAGCAGCAAAAGCGAGAAAAAUAUAACUCAGGGCCGGCCACCGACCGCCGAGAUGGACAGCGGCGAACAGCGUCGCGUGACGGUGCUCGAGCGCUGCCUGGGCUCCCUCGCCGCCGUCAGGCCCGCGCCUCCUCCGCAGCAGGAAAAGGUCGAAGCCUCCAACUUCAGCGAGCGCCUUCAGCUGAACUACUGCCCCACCAAACGCUCGGAGGUCCUGCGCUCCCUCCGGCCCCAGGAAGAGCCCGCCUUCGCCGCGGCCCGGGGGGAAGGGGAGGCGGCCGUCGAGAUCCACUGGACGCCGGCCUUCGGGAGGUAUCUGGUGGCCGCGCGGGACAUCGCAGCGGGGGAGGUGGUGUUCCGCGAGGCGCCCCUGGUGGUGGGGCCCAAGGCAGGGGCCGGGCCCACCUGCCUGGCGUGUCUGAAGGCGCUGCCGGAGGACACGUGGGAAGGCUGUGAGCAGUGCGGAGCCCCGCUCUGCCGCCCGCAGUGUGGCGGGAGAGGACACGGCGAGAGGGAGUGCGAACUGCUUGCUCUUCUCGGCCUGAAACACGAACCUCGGAACACCAGCCGCGUCAAGCAGCUGAACGCCCUCCUGGCGCCCCUCAGGGUACUUCUGCUGAUGGAGCGGUCGCCGGCGGCGAAGGCCAUCGUGGACGCGCUGCAGAGCCACGUGGAGGAGCGCCGCGGCCUCCCGAUCGGCCGCUUCGUCGAGACGCACGUGGUGGCGGUGCUGCGGGAGCGGCUGCGAUUGGCGUUCGCGGCGGAGGAGAUCCGGCGCGCGUGCGGCGUGUGCGACACCAACAGCUACCAGGUGAGCGCGGGCGAGGACCGGGUGGGGCGCGCGCUGUUCGCGGCGGCGUCGCUCAUGAACCACUCGUGCACGGCCAACACGCAGCACUGGUACCACGACGACGUCAUGAGCGUGCGCGCCGUGGUGGACAUCCCCGAGGGCGCGCCGGUCACGUACGCUUACACCAACGUCCUGUGGGGCACCCGCGCCCGCGCCACCCACCUGGCCACCGCCAAGCUCUUCACGUGCGGGUGCGAGCGCUGCCUCGACCCCACGGAGCUGGGUUCGCACAUCAGCUCCGUCAAGUGCCGCGAAUGCCCCCAGGGCCUUCUGCUGCCUCCGGCGGCCGCCAGCGCCCCUUGGCAGUGCCGGGCGUGCGGCGCCAGCGUAUCUGCAAUCGCCAUAGAGACUUUGGUGCGUGCCGGGGGAGCCGCCCUGGGCCGCCUGCAGCCAGAGGACGCCCGAUCCGUCGCGGCCGCCCACGCCCACCUCACGCGCAUCCUGGGCGACACGCACUACGUUGUGGUCGAGGUCAAGCGCGCUCUCGUGCGUGCCAUCAUGGCGACGCCGCUCGCAGAUAUAACCCAGGCUGACCUUGAAAGGGUGUUGGAUUUGACCUCAGAACUGCUCCGCCUUGCUGAUCGGCUACAGCCUGGACUUACCAAAAUCAGAGGACUGUUACUGCUAGAGCGAUCUCGUGCCCUGGUGGAACUCCUGUGGCGCUGCAACACGGGGGCGGAAGGUGAUGCUGCAACUCACUUGGAGACUUUGAUUUGCAACAUUCCCGGUUGCGCAACUCUUUUACAGAACCUGACGGAGGAUCUAGCCAAAUGCGAGGCCAUUCUUCUCUACGAUUCUCGGUUUUCAGGUGUUAAGGAAGUAAAGCAACGUUUGGAAACGUUGAAACUGACGAUAAAAACCAGUCUCUUGUCGAAAGAGAUGGGGAAAAUUGACUUCACUGAUAUGAAAACGGGAGAUUCGCCCAGACAUGUGUCCAUAGGAGGGAACUAACGGAAAUGUUAACCGUCGUUUUGAUGUCUAUAAUUAUAUUUUCUUGUACGCCAUCCAUUCACACUUUGUGUUAAGUUGUUUUAAUUUUUUGACAGAUGCAUACAUAGAUUGCAUACUGUAGCACCACAGGAUAUAUUAAAAAAGCGGGAAAGGCUGUUUUGAAUGCAGAACCUGUCAGUUAACUUUACCGUUUUAAGGUGAUGUGUUAUGUGUAAUGCCUGAGGUAAUUAGGGUAAUUUCAACGUGGAAUUCAAUUAUUUAAAUUUCUAAGCUCUGAUCAUAAAACUGUAUUAAGCUAAUGUAAAUGAUUUCCAUAGCGUUCUCAUUUUAGCAAGAACGUCUUUUAUUUUGUUUUCCUUGUAAAUCUAAGAAACUUAGCUUGCUGAAGGAACUGACAGUGGAAGUGGAUUGUAGAAUUGCAAGAAAUAAAUACACUUUCUUUAUCUAACCUAACUGAGCAAGCAUUAUAACUAUCUAUUUAUCUGUCCGCCUGUAUGUCUAUCUCUAUAUAUACAUCUACUUAUCUCUCUCUAUCUUAGCAUAUAUAGAUUGAAUGAAAAUACAAAACUCAAAUUGAAAUACAGUGGAUACGAGUAGAAUAAAUAGAAGAGAUGAGUACUGAAUUGACACUUUUGUAUAAUUCCCAUAUUUUCUAUAGUUUGCAAUGUAUAUUGCUUCUAAAUAGAUUGAAUAGUACGUUGACGAUGUUUCAUUAUCUACUCUGAAUAUGAACCAGGGCUAGUUUUAGAUGAGCUCCCCCCUCAAAAAAAAAAAAAAAAAAAAAAAAAUCUCACGAGAAGAAAAUAUAUGUUUUAGAUUAAACAAUUUAAGCAAAGCCGAAGAUAUUCGUUUGAAAUUCCACUAUGCUACAACGAAGAUUUUUGCGACAUAGGAUAUUUGCUGUCAAUUGCAACAUUUGUUGACGGGUGUUCUCACAAAAUGGGGUCCACCUUAACAGAUUUAAAACAAAAAAAUUUAGUUUUUUUAUUUUUGCUAUAUAGUUGGGCAUAUUUUCUAAAAGAGUUGUUCUUCAUUGACGAUUGUGUUGCAAAAUGUGAAUAAAAUUUACUUCCAA